UUGAACCUCAAUAGAGAGUGUGGCUGUGACGAGUCGCGACAAAAAUAAGUACUGACACGUGGCGUGUUGCUUGACGUACACGUAGUACAUAUCCUCUCAGCAAAUCAGAAGAGAAACUUAGCUCUCACUCACAGGUCAUCAUCAUUUCUUCAUCACCCAACAACAUCAAGCUCUCUUCGCCGGAGAUCAAACCGUCACGGCCACCACCUGAGGGAUUUUUUUUUUGUUGGUGCUUGUCGUCAUGUCUACGGAACCAGAAGGAGUCGAAUCGGACUCCAAUGCUGAUUUUGCAGCGAAGUCGUCGAGGUUUGACUACGGAGUAGCUCACUCAUCUGACACCCUAACUGAUGCUACGAGCUUUCAAGCUCAGCAGGAUCUGGUAGUCGAGGGAAAAGGUUCGGGCUCUGCUCUUGAUGGUAAGGAUGUGGAUUCUCAUGGUGAUAAUCUCUGUAAUGUGGUUGAUUCUGGUGCAUACUCUGUGGAUUUUUGUGAGAGUAGAAACCUAGAUAGCUCAGGUGAGAAAGAAUCAAAGUUUGGUGUGGUUUCAUCUGGUUCAGAUCUGCUUAAGGGAAGCAAGGAUAAGAAUGGAUUUGUUAACGAGAAUCUGAAGCUGUCUGACUCUGAUUUGGUUUGGGCUAAAGUAAGAAGCUAUCCAUGGUGGCCUGGACAAGUGUUUGAUGCAUCUGAUACAUCUAAAAUUGCUAAGAAGCAUUUCAAGAAAGGAACUGUCUUGGUUGCGUAUUUUGGGGAUUGUACUUUCGCUUGGAUUAAUGCAUCUCGGAUCAAGCCUUUUCAUCAGCAUUACUCUCUAAUGCAGGAGCAGAGCAACUCUGAUCAGUUUCGUGAUGCUAUUGAUUGUGCUUUGGAAGAGGUUUCUAGGAGAGUAGAGUUUGGUUUGUCUUGCUCUUGUAUCUCAGAGGAAGCCUAUAUCAAACUCAAGACUCAGAACAUAGUCAGUGCUGGAAUUCGUGAGGAGUCAAGGGUGAGAUAUGGUGGAGACAAGUUAUCGAAUGCAGACUCCUUUGAACCUGUGAAACUCGUGGAAUAUGUCAGGCGUUUAGCUUGCUUUCCUGACUAUGAUGCGACUGAGGAGCUGAAAUUUGUUAUAAACCGAGCUCAGGUUUUGGCUUUUCGACAAUGGAAAGACCAUUCUCACUCCCUUGACUAUGAAAGAUUUAUAAAGUCGAUAGAAUCCACAGCUUCUCUCCCAAAAGCAAAUACAGUAGAAGGGAUAUCUUCCAGAAAGAGAAAGACAGAUUACAAAGAUAAUGCUGAACACAAGGAAAGGUUUGAUUCUGAGGAUAGGACUGAUGAAGAGACAAAGGAGAAGACUUUGUCAGAUUUGAUUGUAAAGAAACGCUGUGGGAGCAAAUCAACUGAGAUAUUGGAUGGUAAGUCGCAUUCUGAGAAGAAACGUAAGGCUGCGUCUUUGGAAUCUGGUAAGUCUGAGAAAAGGAUCAAGAACAACCGACUAAAAGAGGAUUCAGUGUCUAACAUCUCUGAUGAGGAAAAUGACUUUGCAGUGGGUGAUGCUAAUAAAGGGGGAAGCGAGAUAAAUUCUUUAACUCCUGCACUUAGACCUUGCGAUGAUUCUAAUUCUACCACAAAAUUAGAAGUUGAGAACGAGAAGACGAAGAAGCCAACACACGAAGAGCUUGCCGAAAGAAAGAUUUCUUCUCCUGGCCUUCACACUGCCAAAACUCCAACGGGGAUAUCCGAAUCAAUCAGCACUGAUCCCUUGAAUUAUGAAGAUUUUGAAAUGUUCAUUAAUGAACUAUCUUGCAGUAAUCUCAAUAAUGGUAUCACUGAGACAGAACCUUGUGAUAAGAAAGACUCUGCAGCAGAUCAGAUCUUACCUGCAAAUAAAGAAAUCACUGGCUCAGGCUUGAAAGAGCAAACUGGUGUCAAGGACUGUUCUGCGGAUUCAUCAGCACCCAAUGCAUUAAUCCUCAACAUUGAGGAUUCAGGUUCAGUUCCACCUGAAGAAAUGCUACACUUAAAGGGAAGUAUUGCUGAGAAACCUUCUGAUAAGAAAGACUCUGAAGAAGUGCAGAUCUUACCUGCAACUAAAGAAAUCACUGCCUCAGGCUCAAAAGAGCAUAUUGGUCUCAAGGACUGUUCUGCAGAUUCAUCAGCACGCUAUGCAUUAAUCCUCAAAUUUGCAGAUUCAGGUUCGGUUCCGUCAGAAGCAAAGCUGAACGAGAUAUUUAACCGUUACGGACCUCUCCAUGAGUCGAAGACUAAGGUCACGAAGAAGGGCAAGAGAGCCAAAGUACUGUUCAAAAGAAGCGAAGACGCAAAGACUGCCUUCAGCAGCACCGGGAAAUACAGCAUCUUUGGACCUUCUCUUCUAAGUUACAAACUCGAGUAUGUUUGCCCCACAGCGAAAAAGAGCAACAACGUGACUGUUUGAUACACAUCGUCGGCAUCUCUUAACUUUGUGAGGUCAGGGUUCGAUCAGAUUAUAUCAGUUAGGUUUUAAGUUGAGAGUAGAUUUCGAAUGAGUCAGGAACAAUAUUGUUAUGAGAAUGAGAAUAGGAUUAAAAGUUUGGUAUUGCAUAAUUUAUUCUUUACUCAGUCCAACAAAACCGGGUUUCUAGUUGGUUACGAUAAAAAUAAAAUUGGUAACAAAACAGACAAUGAGGCUUAAAAGAGCAAAUUGAUUGAAAACCAUAACAUAAAACGAUGUCUAAACUCCAAAUAAACUCAAAAUGUAAGACAUAAGUUCUUGAAUCUUA
This is a messenger RNA of Camelina sativa (false flax), 2738 nucleotides long. NCBI's taxonomy places the organism in Eukaryota, Viridiplantae, Streptophyta, Magnoliopsida, Brassicales, Brassicaceae. The record is from RefSeq and is a predicted model, not a curated record.